This is a messenger RNA of Loa loa (African eye worm), 450 nucleotides long. RefSeq lists its product as hypothetical. The transcript has 3 exons. The record is from RefSeq and is a predicted model, not a curated record. Lineage: Eukaryota; Metazoa; Nematoda; Chromadorea; Rhabditida; Onchocercidae. Bases 1 to 450 code for a protein of 149 amino acids.
AUGUCAAACUGGCCGUCACCAGCAACGACACAUGCUACAAUUUUGGAUGAAUGGUAUUUCUCUCCAAGGUUGCAUCCAACUUCCUUGAAGCAUGCACUCCAGAAUCAAAUUUCUCUCUCCUCUCCUAAUCUGGCUUUCACAAAUGAUGCCGAAUCCGGAUCAAAAUUAUUUACUCCCUCUUUACUAUCUCACUUGGCAAUACCCGUAUUCUCACGACCAUCUAUCGAGCCCUCUAAAAGUGCUCUUACAAAAUGUAUCAACACUGAAAUAUGCAGAUUGGCACCACAUUUAAACAUGCAUUUGCAAAAUGGACAUGGUAAGACAGAAACGGUCAGUCAAUCAUUAUGUUUGCCCAGUACUUCAAGUAAUGAAGAGGGGUCAUCGAAAAAUAAAAAGACAGCCGAUUCCACGGGUUACAAUCCAUUAGCAUUUGAAGGAACGUUGAUUUGA